CACUUAAAGGGAGCAGACAAGCCAUCCAGCAGAGCACUUUCACUUUGAGCGGAGCCUGUGUCUGAGUGAGGAUACAGAGUGUGGCCAGAGGGAGAGGCAGACAAGAGGAGGCCAGUGUCUCUGCUGCUUUAUCCAUUAACCGGGGACAGGGCGGUGAUUCAAAUUAGCCCGUUUAGGCAGAUUCUAGGUCAGUGGUGAAAGGGAGAAAGUAAAAAGGAGAAAACAAGCAGCAAAAGCUGCAGCCACUCAGGCUUAAGUGGGAAAAUCCAAAGUGAGAGACCGUGAUGGCGUGAGAGGAUAAAUCUGGCGUUUUUUGGAAAGUACCAGAGGAACUCAAAGGGAAGGAAUCCACCAGAGAUGUCAACAGGACGACUGACUGUGGAGCCGUGAGGGAGCAGACGCGGCGACGAACCCCGGGUCUAAGGACCUUAAGAACCACAGAGGAGGAAAGUUUGCUUUUCACGGGCUGAACAGAAGACGCGUCUGCUGAGUGAUUGCCGUCAAGAAGAGAAAUGGAGAAGUGUCCACUCUUAGAAAGAUAAAAGGAUGUCACUGCGAGUUUUGCUGUUGCUAUCAUUCUUCACUGGCCCGUGUGGUGGAUGUGACUUUGACUGGGAAGGUGUGAGAAACAUUAAGAUGACCAUCGACUCUAAUCCGACUGGAUUUCGGACAGUGUUUCCUAAGAACUACAUCGUGGAGCACCACUAUGCCAAGAACAUGCUCUGCGACACUGAUCCGUGCUGUGUGUUCCCUGCUGCCGUGGUUCUGCUGGACUCCUGGGAUGUGCUCCUUGGGAACCUCUGGAAUGAGCACUUGAAUCAUUCCCUAAUCAGCGAACUGACGCAGACACUGGAUAAAAUUAUUAGUAAGAACAUAAACACAGAGAGGUUCCGGGAGGAAACAGAUUUGGCCCAAUUCCCCACAUUGUCUUCCACUCCAGAGGAGCUCCUCAGGCUAACGUCGGACCUUUUGGCCCGCUGGCUGGCUCUUGACUGUCAGCAGUGGAGUGAAACUUGCCCGCUGCCCACGCUGGCUCCCACUGCUCAGAGGAAGGACUACGGUCCGGUCCGGGCCAGACUCUUGACCACCCGGGCCAUCAGCGGCGUGGAGGACGGCGAGGCCGAGGAGCAGAGGGACAGUUCGCCGCCGCCGUCGUCCAGCGGCGUCCCGCCGUCACACUCUGCCUUCGUCUGGAGCCCCCUGAUUUUCAGACUCUACAGGUGGAUCCUGCCAUAGUCACUGAGGAAGGCCUCGAUUUAAUGAUGAUGCACAACGAAUGCAGGACAUUUCUUGGCACUGAAUGAUUGUUUCUAGUAUUUGUGUGUUCGUGCGGUGAGCUUUGUUCGAGUGAAGUGACAUACACGGGUGGCGUUAAGUGUCCAAACAGUUAGGUUCACUGUCCAACAGAGCUGCGUAACAGUGUAUAUUACAGCCAUGUAAGUGUAGCCUCUUUAGAACAAAACCACAAACUGCAGCUAGCUUCAUGCUAACAAGAUAAAGCUCAACAAGCCAAUGCGCAUACGCCUCUCUAUCAGUGUGGAACUCACUGUUUACAACGAAUGUUAUGUUAUAUUCAUGUCUGUGGAACAGUUUUGUAAGUAAAUAUAAAUUAAAACCAUAAGGCAUAUGCUAUUCUUAGCUUUUAUUCUACCAAGAUAAACGGUAUUUAUUAUAGUUGUGUUUCGUGUUUAUGAGUAGGGAUGAAAAUGAAAGGUACAUUUUGCUCAAGCUCUGUUUUCAUGCGAUGUACAUGUACUUCGGCCUUUAUGUAUUAUGACUCUGCUCUGUUUCUACAUGACUCAUCAAAGGGAAAUAUACUUCUCACCACAUUGUAACGUUU
Molecule: messenger RNA, 1840 nt
Organism: Betta splendens (Siamese fighting fish)
Lineage: Eukaryota; Metazoa; Chordata; Actinopteri; Anabantiformes; Osphronemidae
Exons: 5
Coding region: 547-1236 (229 amino acids)
Source: RefSeq, a predicted model, not a curated record